Messenger RNA from Penicillium arizonense, 633 nucleotides. RefSeq lists its product as uncharacterized. The record is from RefSeq and is a predicted model, not a curated record. NCBI's taxonomy places the organism in Eukaryota, Fungi, Ascomycota, Eurotiomycetes, Eurotiales, Aspergillaceae. The transcript has a single exon. Gene Ontology annotation, cellular component: mitochondrion. Bases 1 to 633 code for a protein of 210 amino acids.
AUGGCAUCCCGUCCACCGAACAUUCUUCGCUAUAUCCGUUUGCAGGUCCGGCAUAGCAGACCACGCGCUGUGUCGCGACGUACCCUGUCCACACCCUCUCCUUCACAACCUCCACAGCCACCCAAUGUGAACGCCAAUGACUCCUGGUCUCGUCUGCGUCGGUUCAAUGAUCGUCUCCCCCGCUUUCUCCGCAAUUAUACCACCCCCUUAUUCGGCGCUCCGGUCACCCACAUCACAUCAUUCCUAAUACUCCACGAGAUCACGGCUAUACUCCCACUAUUCGGGCUAGUUGGUGCCUUUCAUUAUGGUGCAUGGAUGCCGGACCUUUCCUCGGAGACAGGCGAGACCAAUGCCUUUGACGAGGGGGCUGCGCGUUUUGGUCGCUGGUUGAAGAAGAAGGGCUGGGUGGACCAGGAUGAUGUAAAUACUGUCGCGGAACACGAGGCUACUGGGGAGAAGAGAACGGAGCGUGCGGGGGUGCGAUUGGUCCUGGAAUUUGCAACGGCCUAUGCAAUCACCAAGGCUUUGCUGCCGGCUCGGCUGGCAGCGAGUGUAUGGGCCACGCCGUGGUUUGCAAGGACCGUUUUUACACCUACGACCAACCUAGCCAGGAGGCUGUUCCGAAGAGGUUGA